UUUCAAAACAUCGCUUAUCACCCGUACAUUGACUUUGUCCGAUAAUUUAUUUUUUUUAACGAUAAAUACUCUGGUUUUCUUGGAAAUCUCUUCGUUUUCCGAACUAGGAUGAAGAGGAAAAAUCGAAAAGCCGCUUUUCCUCAUCGGCCCUCUUAUUUUUGAGUCCUUGGAUGCCUUGAGUCGGCAUUCACGACGCAUCCGUAACCAACGACAUCCUUGUAACUUUUUACUAACAAUUCAGCCCCAGGGCCAAUUUUUGGAGGGCAGAAAGGACAUGACCAAGGUCUGAGCCCAGAUUGCCAGUAACACAGAGUAGGUGAUCUUCACAGCUUGCCACUUUCAGAUGUGUAAGGUAUAAACAAAAUACAGUCUGGAGAUCAACCCGAACCCACAACAUACACAACUCUGAAGAUGGUGAAAUGCCAAAAUACCUCUAACAGACUAAAGCAGAGAGGAUAGGUUCAGAAACGAUCUAACUACAAAUUCAUCACCUGAAAGAUUGCAGAACGUCAACGCAGAACAAUAUGAAAGAGAACAUGGCAUCGAGGAAGAGAAGUGGCUCUGGCUCCAAAAGACAACUUAAGGAGAAGAUCGUCCAGAUUUAUGAAUCGUUUUUCAAGGGUGAAGAUCUAGCCAGGAUGAACCCAAACUUUUGGGAAGAACUGUUUCUUCUUAAACCCAAGGUGACCCAGUUGGAAACCGAAAUUCUCCGUUUGAACGAAGAACAGUUAUUAAUGGCUAAGAACAACAUAAAUACCCUAUUUGUACAGUGCAUUGAAACACUCGGGAAUGAACAUCAGUUGAGGGUAGUCUAUGCUCUUCAAACUUUAUGUGCUCUGAUCAGUGCAGUUUACAAGACCUCAGGGCAGUGCGGAUUUGAUGUCAUUGACAUCCUUAUGGGCUUUGACGCUGCUGAACAGCAUAUGAAACUCUUGUUAAGCUACUGCAAUAUGAUUUUGAACGGGGAAGGUGCUCCAAACCUUAAAUCACUCUGCCUCAAGCUCCUGCUACUGAUGGUCACCGGAAAUGACAAUGUGAGUCAGAACACACUCUUGGAAUUUGUCAUGGUCAACAGCAUAUUCGAAACUCUGAUUCAGCUGCUUUGCGACACGAGGACCAGACUCGACCACGGCCAUGACCUAGUCUUACUUUUGACGCUUUUGGUCAAUUACAGGAAAUACGAGUCUGCCAAUCCUUAUAGCGUGAAGCUUUCAAUCUUAGACGAUGAACUUGCUCUAAACGGUUAUGGACAGGUUAUAUCGUGGUCUCUGUCUGAUUUCUGUAGGGCGUUCACACAAGAACAAAAAGAACCUCAGAGCGGAAGUUGGUUUUCAUCCUUGUCAAACAUUGUAGGAAACAUGUUCUUAUCUGAAGAUACAGGGACGAGAAAUCAACAAAUUAGGGCAAACAAUGGUGUGUUGGUUGCUUUGUACGAAGCCGUCCAUUUGAACCGUAAUUUUGUUAGCACCCUGGCGCACACCAGCACUGAAAUUGCACCUCCAGCCGAUGCCGAGAUAAUCACACCGGCAGAGCCGACAAACCUCCUCGGCACAUUUUUCCAAUACUGUUCAAUCGUGAUGCAAGACACAAAAUGCGAGGCGAGUUUCAACACGGUCAAACUCUGCUUUCUAGUCUUGACCUGCGUUGCUGAAGACCACUACGCCAACUCGGUUAUGCACGAUGUCAACUUGGUAUUUAAAAUCCAGCUUCACCGUCUUCCGAUGCGCCACAGGACUGUAAUCCCAGAAAAGCCUUCACAGACCCUUGCAAACACAUUAUUAGAUUUACUUGUAGAGUUUGUCAUGAGUCAUAUGAUGAAAAAAUUACCAUUAGAACUUUAUCUCUUGUGUGUCGGAGUAAUGCACAGGGUGCUUUGUUAUCAAAAAAGAUGCAGGGUUCGCCUCACUUUCCAGUGGAAGGAGCUCUGGACUAGUCUAAUUUCUCUGCUCAAGUUCAUAAUCGCCAAUGAGGGGCACCUUGCUAAAAAGAUGAAUAUUUUUAAUUUAGCCCAUCAGGUUGUGAAUAUUUUCAAUUUGUUCAUCACAUAUGGUGAUACAUUUUUAUACUCUCCGGCUAGCUAUGAUGAGUUGUAUUAUGAACUGAUCAGGAUGCAUCAGGUUUUUGAUAAUGUUUAUUCAAUGGCUUUCAGAUAUUCAGCUAUAGAAGGUGAAUUUAAAGACACCGCUCUAAAAUUAACUAAUAGCUUAGUCAAUGUCAGAGCAAUUAUAAAUCAUUUUACACCUAAAAUUGAUGCAUGGCUAGCAGGACAAGCCCUUUCGACCCCAUCUGAAGAUCAAAUUUUGGAAGUCGUGCGGAAAAAUUACGACAGUUUGACACUAAAACUUCAAGACAGCCUUGACCAGUACGAGAGGUACACGGAAAACCCAAGGCAUUCGGCUUUCUUCACCUCACUGGUCCGGAGCGUGGUCAACGACACCAAACUCAACAUAGACUUCGCUUCCCUUGACCUGCAACUGAUACUCCAAGAAUUCUCCACAAUCACAUGAUGCUUGAUAGAACAGAAACCAUUCAUCGUGAUCCUGAAAGAGUGUAAUUUUAUGAUUUGCAUAGACUUGACGAUCAAUUUAAUUUAUAGGCUGGAAGAUGGUUAACACCUAGAGAAAAUAUAUUGUAAAUAAUUAUAA
Molecule: messenger RNA, 2645 nt
Organism: Cimex lectularius (bed bug)
Lineage: Eukaryota; Metazoa; Arthropoda; Insecta; Hemiptera; Cimicidae
Product: UPF0668 protein C10orf76 homolog
Exons: 17
Coding region: 525-2507 (660 amino acids)
Biological process (GO): regulation of Golgi organization
Cellular component (GO): cytosol
Source: RefSeq, a predicted model, not a curated record